AUGGCGGGCAAAGCCCUCAAGAGCGACUCGGCCCUGCUGCCCUCCGCCUGGGCGUCAGGCAAGACUCUGGAGCUCCUCGGCUACGGCACUGGCAAGCAGGCGGAGGCGGAGGCAAAGGCCUUCCUGCCGGCGACGCCGCUUCCAAGCCCCCCCAUCACGGCAGAGGAGUACUCCCAGAUGGCCACGCUCUGCGAGAAGUUGGGGGACGUGCAGGGCGCUCGUGCUCACCGCACAGCCGCGGCGGCGUUGCAGGAGCCCUUGCCCAAGCACGUCCCACUGCAGGUUCAACUCAACCGCGCCUAUCAGCAAGCGCGCAUGGUCGAGAAGCGCCUGGAGAGUGCGGUCACGAAGUACGAACAGAUGGAGCAAGCUCUUGCGGCGCAGAGGUAUUUGGUGCUUCAGCUACGGUCGGACUUGGUUGAGGCAGAGAGUCAGCACAGUGCACUCGUGCGGCGCCUGCAUGACGAUCCACCUGGCCCUACGUCCGACACCAUUGCAGGUAGCAAGCUUAGUCUGGAGGACCUUCUUGAUGAGCAGCGAUUCUCAGCCAUGUUCCACCUCGACCUCGGAGACUGCUCCACCGUCACGGAGGAGGAGGAGGACCCCCUGUCUGCCGAGGAGAAGGAUCAGCUGGCUACACGAGUGUCGCAGUUCAAGACAGGCAUCUCCGACUUGGCUCGCCACCUCUUCUCGGAGGCUAAGCGGAAGGUCGACUCGCUCAAGGCCGAACGCCAGUCGCCUCCUCAGCGCAUGGCGGCCAAGAAGCGGCGCGCUGGCGAGGAGGGCCAGGGCGCGGCAG
Prorocentrum cordatum is the source of this 799-nucleotide messenger RNA. The record is from the annotation of a GenBank genome assembly. NCBI's taxonomy places the organism in Eukaryota, Dinophyceae, Prorocentrales, Prorocentraceae.